This is a messenger RNA of Nanorana parkeri, 1776 nucleotides long. It is a transcript of the gene LRRD1, whose product is annotated as leucine rich repeats and death domain containing 1. NCBI's taxonomy places the organism in Eukaryota, Metazoa, Chordata, Amphibia, Anura, Dicroglossidae. The transcript is spliced from 2 exons. The record is from RefSeq and is a predicted model, not a curated record. Gene Ontology annotation, molecular function: protein binding. The coding region runs from base 1 to 1776 and encodes 591 amino acids.
AUGUCAGUGGAGACAGACAAUAUUACCACUGUCAACCUUAACGGAAGGCAGAUAAAUGAAGUUCCUGCAGAUGUUUUUCAAUGCUCAACCUUAAAGACUCUUCAGUUGGACAACAAUUCUAUUCAACACUUGCCUGAAGAUGUGAAGCUUCUCCCGCAGCUUCAGAAAUUAUCCAUUGAAGGAAACAAGCUGCAAUGUCUGCCUUCUGAACUAGGAGAUCUUUCUGAACUGCAGGCCUUAAACAUCAACCGUAACCAGAUUUCAUCCCUGCCGGAUGGUAUCUCAAACCUCCAGCACAUCAAACAACUCUUUGCCAACAAUAACCAUCUCACACAAUUACCUACAUGUAUCGGAGACCUUGCAAACCUUCAGGUUUUGGGACUUAGUGGGAACUCCCUAAAAACUUUGCCAGAGUCAGUCGCCAAUCUUACAAACCUACAUGUGUUAAAUUUAGAUGGCAAUCAGAUGUCUAGCUUGCCCAAGGCCAUCUUCAGGCUCCUGCAGUUGGUCAAGCUCUGUUUAGGUGGAAACCAAAUAAAAAGUUUGCCGAAAGAAAUUGGCAACUUGAAAGCCCUUCGAGAACUGUCACUGAGUAAUAACCAGCUCACUUUUUUACCUGUCCAACUUUACAGCUUGACCAACUUGGAAGAACUCAUUCUUGAUAACAACCGCCUAACCAGAUUAUCGGACAAGAUAGAACAACUGCAACAUCUCAAAGUGUUUUCUGUUUCUAAUAAUUUACUUCAGUUCAUUACAGAGAGUAUCUGCAAAUGUCAAAGUAUAGAAACUUUGAUUUUAAGUGGCAACCAAAUGUGCGCUCUUCCAGCAAGGAUUCACAAGCUGAAAAACCUGAGGGAGCUUCAAGUUGACCGAAAUGCAUUGACAGUUGUACCAGAGCAGCUGUCUCUCUUGAAACGUCUUUCAUCGAUUGCCUGGGCUGAGAAUCAGCUGAUUUAUAUUCCAAUUGAACUGAAAAACUGUUUGCAAAUCACCCAGCUGGACUUGAGUGGUAACAAGUUGGUAGAAGUUCCUCAAGCUUUGUCCGCUAUGAUAGCACUGCUACAUUUGAACCUUAAUAAAAAUGAAAUUCAUAACAUACCCGAGACCAUCGUGUACAACAGACAGCUGAAACAUUUAGAGAUGAGCGGAAACAACUUAAGCACUUUCUCAGUUUACUUGUGCACACUUAACAAUCUCAUUUACUUAGAUCUGAGCAGGAAUGAACUUUGUGAAGUCCCACCAAAUGUGUCUGAGAUGGACUCUUUGACUGAUCUUCUUCUCCAGUGUAAUAAGUUUACAUGUUUGCCCCCUGAACUUUGCACUUUAAAGAGUCUCAAUAGACUGAACCUGUCAGACAAUCACAUACAGUUUGUGCCAACUAUAAUCAGUCAGCUACAAACAUUGACGGAACUGGACCUCUCUAAUAAUAAUUUCAAAGCUUUCCCUGGUGAGGUGUGCUCAGUUCUGUCAUUGGAGACACUGAAUAUCAAGCAGGAGAAGGGAAGCAAGAUUACAAAUCUCCCUGAAGAUCUGUGUAAGCUGAAAAACCUCAAGAGUCUCGACAUUUCCGAAAAUGAUUUAAAAUCCAUUCCGAGUGGCAUUGGAGAAAUGGAAAGUCUGAUGCAUGUAUCUGCAUCCAACAAUCAGCUCUGUUGCCUUCCUGCUUCUAUCGCCGAUAUGAAGGGCCUGCAACACCUAAACCUGAGCGGUACAUACCUGCACACUUGUCAUCUGUUUAUGUCCGCUGCUCAUCAAGAAACAUCAAGAGACUUCUAA